Molecule: messenger RNA, 519 nt
Organism: Cordyceps fumosorosea ARSEF 2679
Lineage: Eukaryota; Fungi; Ascomycota; Sordariomycetes; Hypocreales; Cordycipitaceae
Product: Extracellular membrane protein, 8-cysteine region, CFEM
Exons: 2
Coding region: 1-519 (172 amino acids)
Source: RefSeq, a predicted model, not a curated record
AUGAAGUUCCUCAUCCCUCUCCUUGCAGCGGCCUCCCUGGUCACUGCCGACGACAACCCUCUCAAUAGUAUCCCGACCUGCGCUCAAUCCUGCGUUGGGAAAUUCCUGACCGGCAGCAACAUUGCCGGCUGUAGCCUGCUCGACUACAAGUGCGUCUGCAGCAACGAAAGCUUCAUCAACCAGAUUGCCUGCUGCAUCGCCCCCGUGUGCGACGACAAGGGCAAGUCCGAUACUAUUGCUCUUGCCAACAAGCUUUGCAAGGCUUUCGACGUGAAUCUGCCCACCGCCGUCACCUGCAACACCGCCGCGGCUACCUCGACCGGCUCGGCCACCUCGUCCGGUUCUGCCACCUCCGCGUCGGCCGCCACUCCGACCACGAACGGUGCUUCGUCCGGUUCCGCUACCACUGGUGCUACUAACAGUGCUGCCGCCUCGACCUCCUCCUCCAAGGCCGGUGCCGCCCCCACCAAUGUUGCUGGCCUUGUCGGUGCCGCCGCCGUCCUUGCCUUUGCUCUGUAA